Clonostachys byssicola is the source of this 387-nucleotide messenger RNA. The record is from the annotation of a GenBank genome assembly. Lineage: Eukaryota; Fungi; Ascomycota; Sordariomycetes; Hypocreales; Bionectriaceae.
AUGAUCCACGCCGGAAUUUACCUCGCCCUCCUCACAAGCCUGGCUGGGAUGGCCCUCGGAUUCCCGGACGCAGAGUCUGAUCUUGCACCCAGAUCCGAGGGGGCGGUGGACGACUCGCCGUACCUCGAGGCCCGAGCCACACCGCCGAGAUUCAAGUUCUCACGGGCUGGCUCGGAACCACAACGGCAGGAGACCGCUCGCCGGCCGGGCAUGCCUCCAUCUCGCCGGAAUAAGAAGGAGCCUGGAUCGCUCAGGGCGUCGGGUCGUAUGACCAAGACCAAGAACAGGAAGAGGCCAUCCGGUAUGGAAAUGGCCAAGGCCGGGCCGCGGAAGAGAUCCUCUGUGAACAAGGAGCUGAAACUGGUGCUGGAGGGUCUAGGACUGUAA